Molecule: messenger RNA, 1101 nt
Organism: Fusarium tjaetaba
Lineage: Eukaryota; Fungi; Ascomycota; Sordariomycetes; Hypocreales; Nectriaceae
Exons: 6
Coding region: 1-1101 (366 amino acids)
Source: RefSeq, a predicted model, not a curated record
AUGGCGAUAGGACCGUCAACCCUUCUGAUUACAGAAUGGACGCUCAUAGCCUUAUCGACAAUUGUCAUCAUCGCACGAAUCUACCUCCGCCUCGUCAUCCAAAAACGAAGGCUCAUGGACAGUGACAUAUGGAUGUUAUUGGCAUGGGCAGCUGGCAUUACCGUGGCGUCCUUCUGCAUCACGUAUGUUCACAUGGGUGUCAUGGAGCCAUGGGUCGACAGCAGUCUGAAGGACUGGGAGGGAACUCUCAGCGACAAAGAGUUUGUUCUCAAGUUGCUCUGGAUCUGUGCUCUGCCUUUUUUCACGGCGUUUUAUCUCUGCAAAGCUGCUCUGCUUGCUGUCUACCGCCAGGUCAUUCCUGUUCAUAUGCACAAGAGGAGAAUGUUUCUCUGGGCGACUGCUCUCUAUGUUGCGCUUUCGUAUAUCGUCACGAUGAUUCUGCCAUUUUGCGUCUGUAUCCCUGUCACUCGACUAUGGUCGCUGGACCCUGAUAACCAAUGCCCGCAUGAUGCUGCGAUGACGUUCUUGAAGACUUCUUGGGCUCUGCAUUUUGCUGGCGAUGUUUUCAUCUUCAUUCUUCCUUGGCUUAUCGUGCCUGAUCUCAUGAUCAAAGGAUGGCUGCGAGUUGGUGUUUACUUGACCUUUCUUCUUGGCAUCAUCAACAUGGUCAUCAGCAUCAUCCGCUUCCACGAGCUAUUCAUCGAUGGUGCACACCGCAAGGUCUCCAUCGUCGAAUCCCACUUCUGGAAUACCUUGGAUUUAUAUCUCGGCCUGGUCAUCGCCUGUCUCCCCUCACUACGACCAUACUUCAACCUCGCCGCCAACUCACGCGCAUUCAACACCAUCCGAGGAAAAGGAACAAGCCAAAGCAGUCGCUACACCACCGACUCAAUCCAGAAACCCGAAGCAGCGAGACUCACAGAGCAUCAAUCGGAGAUUUCGCCCAGUCGACCCAUCAGACGUUCAUCACAUUCAUCGCGAGGUUUUGACUUGGAGUCUUGCGCUGGUUCUUCAGAUUCACAUGAGGAUGCUAAGAAUAAGGCUUUUGAAAUUGAAUUGGCGCGGGUUCGUACCCGCGCGAGGGAGUCAUCUGAUGAGUAG